ACACGCUUAGGGAAUUGAGCCCUGUUUUUUUGUUAACCUCUGUCAUUGAAGUCUAUUGGCAGAUUAAAACUCAGUGUAAUUCAAACCUGUUUUUGAUUUGACUGUGAAACAUGAGUGCUGCGCUGAAAAAUGUGCUUGUCGUAGGCAGUGGCGGCCGUGAGCAUGCAAUUUGCUGGAAGCUAAUUCAGAGUGUCAAAGUGGCUAAUGUAUAUGCCCUUCCCGGUAGUCCAGGUAUCGCACAGCUGGAAAAAGUUACAGUGGUCACCGAUGUAAGCGUGAAGGAUUUCGAUGCCAUAGUGUCAUGGUGCAAGGAGCACUCAAUACACCUGGUUGCUGUCGGCCCGGAGGAUCCACUCGCUAAUGGUUUGGCCGAUAAGCUAUUAGCCGCUAACAUAAAAUGUUUCGGACCCACACAGAAGGGCGCCCGUAUCGAGUCGGACAAAAAGUGGUCCAAGGACUUUAUGCACCGACAUGGAAUUCCAACUGCAAGGUAUUCAUCGUUUAAUGAAGCAGCGGACGCUAAAGCGUUUAUUCGAAGCGCAUCUUAUGAUGCAUUGGUAGUGAAAGCAAGUGGUCUUGCGGCAGGAAAAGGUGUCAUAGUGGCCGAAAAUCAGGACCAAGCAUGUGCCGCCGUGGAUGAAAUUCUGAGCGACAGGAAAUUUGGUUCCGCAGGUGAUGUCGUCGUGGUAGAGGAAAAGCUGUCCGGCGAAGAGGUGUCUGUACUGGCGUUUGUCGAUUCUAAGACAGUGCGUGUUAUGCUUCCAGCACAAGAUCAUAAGCGGCUAUGUAACGAUGAUCGCGGGCCGAACACUGGAGGAAUGGGUGCCUACUGUCCUUGUCCGAUCAUCAAACCUCAUGAUCUGGAGAUUGUCAGAAGAGAAGUGUUGCAGCGAGCCGUCGAUGGAAUGCGCAAGGAAGGCAUCAAAUACAAUGGAAUAUUGUAUGCUGGUAUGAUGCUUACCCCUAAUGGACCAAAAACAUUGGAAUUUAACUGCCGUUUUGGUGAUCCAGAAACACAAGUGAUCCUUCCUUUAUUGGAAAGCGAUCUAUUUGAUUUGAUGGAGGCUACUUGUGAUGAUCGACUAGAUAGCACUCUACUUAGCUUCCGUGAUGGUGUUAGUGCUGUGGGAGUUGUAAUGGCUAGUAAAGGCUAUCCUGAAACGUCGACCAAGGGAUGUGUUAUAAAAGGUCUUGAUUCGAUUGCGGAUAGAAGAGAUCAUCUUGUUUUUCAUAGCGGAGUAGGAAGAAAUGCUGACGGUGAUUUCGUUACGAAUGGAGGGCGUGUAUUGAUCAACGUAGUUCUACAGACAAGCCUGCGAACAGCGGCAGCAUUAGCUACGGCCGCAUGUUCCGAUGUGAAUUUCGAUGGCUCACAAUACCGGAAUGACAUUGCUCAGAAGGCAUUUAAACAUUUGAGUCUAUCAUACAAAGCAAGCGGAGUCGACAUAGAUGCUGGUGAUGCGCUGGUUCAACGAAUCAAACCGUUGGCUAGAGGAACUAAUCGUCCUGGAGUUAUAGGAGGUCUAGGUGGAUUCGGUGGAUUGUUUCGAUUGAACGAGGUGACUUACGAAAACAGCUGUGGACAACGCGUUCCCUACCAGGAUCCUGUCCUAGUCCAGGGGACGGAUGGAGUCGGUACCAAACUUAAGAUUGCCGAAGCAAUGAACAUGUGGGAUACGAUUGGUAUAGAUCUGGUGGCCAUGUGUGCGAAUGAUGUUCUCUGUGAAGGCGCUGAACCGUUGGCCUUUCUAGACUACAUUGCUUGUGGGAAACUGGACGUACCGAUCGCUGCACAGAUAGUUAAAGGCAUUUCCGAGGGCUGUAGAGAUUCCAACUGUGCCCUCCUAGGAGGAGAAACAGCUGAAAUGCCAUCCAUGUAUGAAUGUGGUAAAUACGACAUUGCUGGAUAUUGUGUUGGUGUUGUAGAACACGAAGCCAUGUUGCCGCGCAUCACGGCUAUACGGGAAGGCGAUUUAGUUAUCGGGUUGCCGUCUAGUGGGAUCCAUAGUAAUGGGUUUAGCCUGGUUAAUAAAAUUUUGAAGACUUGUGGAUUCGAUCUUGAAGACGUGGCUUCAUUUAGCGAGAAUGGAUUUUCAUUCGGUCGCGAAUUGCUGACACCCACGCAACUUUAUGUGAAACCAGUAUUGCCGGUGCUACGAAAAGGCAAAGUGAAAGCUCUAGCUCAUAUAACGGGAGGUGGUUUAAUAGAGAACAUUCCCAGAGUUCUGCCUAGUGACCUGGCGGUACAGAUUGAUGCGAACAGCUUCACAAUUUUACCAGUAUUCGGAUGGCUAGCAGCAAACGGUAACGUUUCUGACUUGGAGAUGCUGAGGACAUUUAAUUGUGGUAUAGGAAUGAUACUGGUGGUACCUGCCGAAGAUAAAACGUGGGAGUCGUUGAAGUCUUUUGAUGGUUCCGUAAUUGGUCAUGUUAUACGUCGAAAAUCGGCAUCAUCCGAUCAAGUGAUUGUGAACAACUUUAGUAAUGCUAUUACUACAGCGUCGGAACCGUAUAGGUCAAAAAGUCAGAGAACUUCCAUUUCAUACAAAGACAGUGGUGUAGAUAUCAAUGCCGGUGAUGAUCUGGUCUCAAAAAUUAAACCGAUGGCCAAAGCAACGGUUAGAAAUGGAUGUAUUCGGGGCUUGGGUAGCUUUGGUGGUCUUUUCCGAUUGAGAGAUGCGAGCCAAUUCAAGGACCCUAUCUUAGUUAUGGGUACGGAUGGAGUCGGAACAAAACUUAAAAUAGCGCAACAGAGCAACCUACACGAAUCGAUUGGUAUUGAUCUCGUAGCAAUGUGUGUCAAUGAUAUUCUCUGCAAUGGUGCCGAUCCUGUGAGUUUUCUAGAUUACUACGCGUGUGGUCGCCUGGAUGUAGACGUUGCGGAAAAGGUGAUUUCAGGGAUUGCAGACGGAUGCUUGCAAAGCGGCAGCGCUUUAGUUGGUGGAGAAACAGCUGAAAUGCCUGGGAUGUAUGAAGAAGGAAAAUAUGAUCUGGCCGGUUUCGCAUUGGGUAUUGUUGAGCGAGAAAAAAUGCUCCCCCAGAUAAACACCAUUGAAGAAGAUGACAUAGUAAUAGGGAUCCCGUCGUCAGGGGUCCACAGCAAUGGAUUCAGUUUGGUGCACAAAAUUUUAGAACACGCUGAUAUUACAUACCAAGAUAUUGCACCUUUCAGUGCAACAGAUAAAACUUUUGGAGAAGAGUUACUUGUGCCGACAAAGAUCUAUGUCAAAGAAUUAUUACCGCUGCUUAAACAUAACGUUGUAAAAGCGCUGGCUCACAUUACUGGCGGUGGUCUUUCAGAAAACAUACCAAGGAUUCUGCCACAAAAUUUCGCAGUAGAAAUCGAUGCCAAAAACUUUCAUAUUCUACCAAUUUUUGGUUGGCUUUCAAAAAUAGGAAAUGUUACUGAACGAGAAAUGCUUCGCACAUUCAACUGCGGUCUCGGCAUGAUUUUGAUCAUAUCCAGCCGGAACGCACCGUUUGUGCUAGAGAAAUUACAAGGAACCCAAGCCACGAUCGUUGGUCGCGUUGUGCCAUAUAAUCCGAAGCAAGAUAAGGUGCAAGUUUUGAAUUUCCCAGAGUCUCUUCGACUAUCACAAAUCACAUGUUGCCAACCUAAAAAACGUAUUGCUGUAUUGAUUUCUGGAUCCGGCAGCAAUCUGCAAGCAUUAAUUGAUGCUACUAGAAGCACCGCAUUCGGAGUGCGUGGAGAGAUUGUCUAUGUCAUUUCCAACAAAAGUGGUGUUUUCGGUUUAGAGCGAGCAGCAAAAGCCGGUAUAGCAUCCACGGUGAUUCUCCACAGAAAGUACCCUACCAGAGAGUUAUUUGAUGCCGCCGUGUCCGAGGAAUUGGAAAAACAACGCAUAGAUUUGGUAUGUCUAGCUGGUUUUAUGAGAAUUUUAUCGGAAGGAUUUGUAAAAAAAUGGAAAGGUCGACUAAUUAAUAUUCACCCAGCAUUGUUGCCGAAACACAAAGGAAUCCAUGCGCAGCGACAGGCUUUGGAAGCAGGUGACUCCGAAUCUGGAUGCACGGUGCAUUAUGUGGAUGAAGGAGUAGAUACCGGAGCAAUUAUUCUGCAGGAGAGGGUACCGGUUGUACCCGGAGACACUGAAGAGACUUUAACGGAUAGAAUUCACCGGGCAGAACAUACAGCAUUCCCAAUAGCAUUGCGAUUAGUUGCUAACGGGUUGGUCAAUUUAGGCAAUGAUGGAAAGGUUAAGUGGUUGUAAUUUCUACCGACUAAAAUGCAUUUUCAUGACAUACUAAUUGUUGUACAAAACAAGUGCAAUAAGAGUACGAAAUAUCUAAGAACUAAGAAUUGUCACCAAAAGACCUUCAAAAGACUGCUACCUACCAAGAAUGUUUUACCGUUUUACUUUAUAACGGGCAACUAACUUUUUUUUAAU
Messenger RNA from Sabethes cyaneus, 4406 nucleotides. RefSeq names its product trifunctional purine biosynthetic protein adenosine-3 (gene Gart). Gene Ontology annotation, cellular component: cytosol. NCBI's taxonomy places the organism in Eukaryota, Metazoa, Arthropoda, Insecta, Diptera, Culicidae. Gene Ontology annotation, molecular function: phosphoribosylformylglycinamidine cyclo-ligase activity; phosphoribosylamine-glycine ligase activity; phosphoribosylglycinamide formyltransferase activity. The record is from RefSeq and is a predicted model, not a curated record. The transcript has 7 exons. Gene Ontology annotation, biological process: adenine biosynthetic process; 'de novo' IMP biosynthetic process. The coding region runs from base 111 to 4229 and encodes 1372 amino acids.